Astyanax mexicanus (Mexican tetra) is the source of this 6260-nucleotide messenger RNA. It is a transcript of the gene sorcs3a, whose product is annotated as sortilin related VPS10 domain containing receptor 3. Gene Ontology annotation, cellular component: membrane. Bases 107 to 3742 code for a protein of 1211 amino acids. The transcript is spliced from 27 exons. Lineage: Eukaryota; Metazoa; Chordata; Actinopteri; Characiformes; Acestrorhamphidae. Gene Ontology annotation, molecular function: protein binding. The record is from RefSeq and is a predicted model, not a curated record.
CGCGCACACAGUGCUUUCCCACCGCUGUGGAGAUAUAUAGAUACAGGGAAGGAGUAUAGAGCUAGCGCGCGGACCCCCUGACUUUACGGCUCCCACUUUCAGCACCAUGGAGAGCGCGCGGGCUGCCCUGGCUCUGUGCGCGUGGCUCGGCUGGUCUGCGCUGCUCGUGGCUCCCGGUGGAGCCGAAGUGACCUGCGGCUCGUGCCCGCGGCCAGCCCGGAUUGGGAGCGCGACCGGAGCCCUGCAAAUGGACCAGGGUUUUGGACCCAUUGCGACGUUGGAUAAGUCGCUGGACAGCGCUCGCGCCGACUUUCGCCCGACCGCGCUUGUUUUGGAAAGUGCGGGAGCGCGCGGGCGGAGCCCGAAAGUGGCCGCGAGUACGGAGGAGGGCGCGGAACGCUGGACACCGCCGACAUCCAGGCGCAAAAGAAGCGCGCCGGGUCCGGACCCUUCUGCCCAACUGACCGGGCGCAGGGACCCCAACCUGGGCGACUCAGAGACCCCUUCGGAUGAGCGCACGAGGAGUCACGGGCUGCUGUUGGAUGGCCGUAGGGACGGAUCGGACGGUCGCUGGAGCCGCGACGACGGUCGGGUGUCCGGUUCAAAGCUGGACGAAGCCAAACUGACCAGCAGUACUUUCGCCCUGGCCGGAGACUCGGCGCAUAACCACGCUGUGGUCUACUGGACCGGACAGAACAGCAGCGUGAUUCUUAUCUUGACCAAGCUUUACGACUUCCACUUGGGCAGUGUCACUGAGAGUUCCCUAUGGAGAUCCAUGGAUUACGGCACAACUUACGAGAGGCUUAACGACAAAGUGGGAGUGAAGACGGUCCUGAGUUAUCUCUACGUCUGUCCCACCAACAAGAGAAAGAUAAUGGUGUUGACCGACCCAGAGUUUGAGAGCAGCCUACUCAUCAGCUCGGACGAAGGAGCCAGCUAUCAGAAAUAUCGCCUCAACUUCUACGUCCUGAGCCUCCUCUUUCACCCUUCCCAGGAGGACUGGGCUCUGGCCUACAGUCACGACCAGAAGCUGUACAGUUCCUUUGACUUUGGACGGAAGUGGCAGCUCGUUCACGAGCGAGUGACCCCCAAUCGCUUCUACUGGUCAGUGAGUGGUCUGGACCGGGAGGCUGAUCUGGUGCACGUGGAGGCACACACUGCAGAUGGCCUAUGUCAGUACAUGACCUGCAGAGCCCAGGCUUGUUCAGAAUCCAACAGAGUCUUUCCCUUCCCCGGCUACAUCGAAACCAACUCGCUGGUGGUGCAGGACGACUACAUUGUCAUUCAGGUUACCAUGGCAGGCCGGGCGUCUUAUUACGUGUCCUACCUGAGAGAACCUUUUGUGCGCAUCAAGAUACCCAAGUACUCCCUGCCCAAAGACAUGCACAUCCUCAGCACGGAUCAGGGUCAGGUGUUUGCAGCAGUGCAGGAGUGGAACCAGAAUGACACUUACAACCUGUACAUCUCCGACCCGCGUGGGCUCUACUUUACCCUGGCCCUGGAAAACAUUAAAACUACCCGAGGCCUGGGGGGCAACAACAUGAUCGACUUGUAUGAGGUAGCAGGAAUUAAAGGCAUGCUAAUUGCUAACAGGAAGGUGGAGAACCAGGUCAAGACCUACAUCACCUACAACAAGGGUCGUGACUGGAGGCUGCUGCAGGCGCCCUCUACUGACCUGGAGGGCAACCCGAUCUACUGUGUGCUGCCAUUUUGCUCGCUGCACCUACAACUGCAGAUGUCAGAAAACCCCUACCUGUCGGGCAGCAUUACCACCAAGAGCUCGGUGCCGGGAGUCAUCGUCGCUACAGGAAACAUUGGAUCAGAACUGUCCUACAAUAACGUGGGCAUGUUCAUUUCAUCAGAUGCUGGCAACACCUGGAGACAGAUAUUUGACGAGGAGCACAACGUUUGGUUCCUGGAUAAAGGGGGAGCUCUGCUUGCAGUCAAACAGCCCACAGUCCCCACCAGGCAUCUCUGGAUCAGCUUUGAUGAAGGACAGCAGUGGACGCGACACAGCUUCUCGGCGAUGCCGCUGUUCGUGGAUGGAGUUCUAGUGGAGCCAGGCAUGGACAAUCAGAUCUUGACGUUUUUCGGACACUUCAGCGAUCGGUCGGAGUGGCAGCUGAUCAAAAUCGACUACAAGUCCAUGUUUACCAAACGCUGCACUGAAGGCGACUUCCAGACGUGGCAUCUGCAUAAUCAGGGCGAGCCGUGCGUGAUGGGCCAGAAGCAGCUGUACAUGAAGCGCCGGCCGGGUGUGUACUGCAUGCUGGGAAAGGAGUCGUCCAGGAUCCUGUCAGUCGAGCCCUGUAUAUGCAGAGCUCACGACUUCGAGUGUGAUUACGGCUUUGAGAGGAGAGGAGAUGGGAACUGCAUGCCAGCGUUCUGGUUUAAUCCUGCUACGGUGUCACGAAGCUGCAGCCAAGGCCAGAACUACCUCAACAGCACAGGCUACCGCAAAGUGGCAGCAAAUAACUGCACCAAAGGGGUGAAGGAGAUGUACACGGCCCGGAAACAACAGUGUCCCAACCGGCCUCCGCGAGGCCUACAACUGGCAACCCGAGACAACAAGCUGACAGCCAACCUGGGCAGCAACGUCACCUUUGUAGUGCAGCUGGAGGAGGGGGACUCGCUGAGGACAAAUAUCCAGUUGGACUUCGGGGACGGGACGGCUGUGUCCUAUUCCAAUCUCAGCUGGACAGAGGAGGGGAUCAGACAUGUGUACCGUAGCGCUGGGAUCUUCAGGGUCACCGCCCUCGCUGAGAACAUCCUGGGCUAUGACAGCACGUCCCUGUACCUGCACGUCACCUGUCCCGUGGAGCAUGUUCAGUUACUGGCUCCGUUCGUGGUCAUUAAGAACAAGGAGGUGAACUUGACUGCGAUGGUGUGGCCCUCUCACUCCAGAACUGUCACCUAUUUCUGGUGGCUGGGGAACAGCACUGAGCCGGUGAUAACACUAGAAGGCAGUAUCUCCCACGUGUUCACAGCGGAGGGAAUGAAAACGGUCACAGUGCAAGUUUCUUCUGCCAACUCUUUACUUCAAGACACCAAGACCAUCGCUGUGCAAGAAUUCUUCAAGUCGCUGCUUUUAUCUUUCUCUCCGAAUCUGGACGAGGCCAACCCUGACAUUCCGGAGUGGAGGCAGGAUGUAGGCAGGGUAAUUAAGAAGGCUCUGCUCCAAAUUGCUGAUAUCCCCGCUGAUCAACUCCUGGUAGCGGUGUUCCCUGGAAUUCCCACAGCUGCAGAGCUCUUUAUCCUGCCCAGCAAGAACCAGAGCGACGCCAGGAAAAGAAACGAGGAGGACCUGGAGCAGAUCUCAGAAAUCCUGGACAGCGCACUGAACCAGAACUUGGUGGAGUUUGAGCUGAAACCAGGAUCCAGAGUCAUCGUUUACAACACGCAAUUAACCUUAGCUCCGUUGGUGGACUCCAUCCCCAGACACAGCAGUUCUGCCAUGCUGAUGCUCCUCUCUGUGGUGUUCCUGGGUUUAGCAGUCUUUCUCAUCUACAAAUUCAAGAGAAAAAUCCCCUGGAUUAAUAUAUACGCCGAGGUGAACCAUGAGAAAGAGCAGGAAAUGAUUGGCACUGUGGGUCAGAACGAUGCCACGACGUCCAAAAUCACUCUCAGCGAGUUCUCCAGCCCCAAAGAGCUGAUGGAGAAGGAGCUGGAAGUCUGUGUUAAACGAGGAAUGAUCAACACCUGCGAAAGCACAAGAGAGAUCCCCAACUGUACAAGCGUCUGAACGCCAAGAAGAACCAAGAGGACUUGGAACGAGACAAGCCUUGAAGUGCAAUGUAAACGUAAAAGUGUACAGAAGUGUCGCCAUUUUGAAAGUCCUGUAUGUUUUUUGUUUUGUUUUUUUUCCCUUUUCUUUCGGUUUCCUUUUUUUUGUAAUUUCAGAAACAGUCAUUGUUAAUAGUUUUCUAAGGACCUCGUUUAUACAGAUUUGCAUGGGUGUCUUGUUUGAUAAGAUCUACGCGGAGGAUCUAAACACACUUAAUGAGACAUUUUUAAUUAUGAUGAAAAACGGCCUCGGCAGCGAGAGAAAAUGAGGCGCCGACUCAAAUCGAGUGGCAAACCCGAAAAACAUCGGGCCUUUUUUUCCGCAAAACUUCUCCAUGAAUAUUGUAAGACUAAGUAACUCCAGAAUGUGUUGAUGGCAAAGUGUCCGCUCCGGAUGACUUCCGCUGGAUUGACGAGGCGUACUGCGGCGCUCUGGAACGUACGUGCCGCAGAUACAAUGGGAACGUCGCAGCUUUUCUUAUCGUUUCCGCCGCAAAAACGUAAUGGUACUUUUGUUUUGAACAUCAAUCAUAGCUUUACGCUGAAAAACCACAUUCAGAUUCACAAAAAAACGAAAAGACAAACCGCACAUUUAUAGUUCUUUCAAGGGCAUUGCGUCAUCACCGUCAUCAGCUGUCUGAAUCAGGAACACUUUCACCUGCUUCAUCUUAAACGCUUUUAUUUCUUUAUUUAUUAUUACUUUGUUUUUUUUCUCCCCCUUUUUAAACGUGCAUAGGGUCAGCAGCUUAUUUGCAUAUCAAUUAAAAUCUAAGCCACUCAAGUCAAUAAAGUCAAGUAAAUUAUGCAAAUAAACAGACACCGGUAUGAAUAAUUAUUUUGUUUUUUGUUUUUUUUCCAAAGGUGAGAGAAAGUUCAGACAAAGGGUCUCCUAGCACAUGGCAAGGUUUUUACAUUGCAAUCAGAUUUUAACAGUAUUAACAUUUGCUCGAUUUGAAUUUUACAUCUGAUUGCACAGAUGAAGCAGUAAUUCAAAAAACAAAAGGAUGAUGAAUUACAAUAAGUAGUUGAAUUUGUUUUCUAAAAUAAAAUAAAAAAAUAUCUUAUAUUUCUCAUUUCAAGAUUUAUGUAAGAAUAAGAUACUUAACUUAUUUCCGAUUUACUUGCUUUAAGUGUCAGAAGUUUAUAAAUUUAAAUGAACAAUGCAGAUAUAUACAUAAAUAUUAAAUUCUUUUAAAUGUGUAAAGCACAUAAUUUCAUAAAAUUACAGUAAUUAUGCACAUAAUUUAGCUAAUUUCCACAAAAAAGGGGUACAAAUUUGCUCAUUUCAAGAAAUCUUCCAAACAGUUUGAGCUGUGAAUUUUAAGAAAUAACAACAAUAUGUGUUUUAAUUAGGCUAAUAGUUUAGACCAUUUUAAGGAGAAUCAAUGCAUACAAUUUUGUGAAUUCAUACAAAAAAAAAGAAUUUUCAAAAUGAUGUACACAACAGAAACCAGAAAUAAGAAACAACUUCUUAUAAAGUUCAAGAAUUAAUGAAGAUACUGUUGCUAAAUUCAAGAAAUGAUUCAAUAGAAUAGUUUGACGAUAAUUUAAAGAAAGAACAGGGAGAAUUUGUUCUAAUUUAUGAAUGGUAAACAUUUUUUUCUCAUUCCUAAAGAUUAUGAAUACAAUUGUGAAUCUUAGGUAAUAACAGAGAAAUACACAUUUCAAGAAAUAUAAUUUUGUAAAUUUAAAAAAGGCUAAAUUAAGAACAUUAUGAACAUAACAGAAACCAGAAAUGAGAAAUAAUGCAUACACUUUUUCUAACUUCAACAAAUAGUUCUGAUACUUUUGCUAAAUUCAAAAGAAUUAUUUAGACAGUUAAAAACAGAUCAUUUAAUGAAAUCAAAAUCAAUCAAUCAAUUUUUCAAAUGUUUUUUUUUAUCAUAAUACAUGUUUAUAAGGUAUGUUACGCAAUGAAGCUGCUUGAAUUUGACUGUGACGAUAAAUGCUAUUCUCUAUUCAGUGCAUUUUAUUACACUUGAUUCUGACAAUUGCUGCCCAAUUCAAGUUCCUGAUUAAAGUGAUUUAAAAUGUUUUAAAGUGGCUUUAAGACAGAACCAAGACACUAGUGGACAGAUUCUGUAAUACAUACAAUUUUGUGAAUAGAAAAAAAGGCUAAAUUAACAUUAUGAACAUAACAGAAACCAGAAAUGAGAAAUAAUGCAGAUACUCUUGCUAAAUUCAAGAAAUUAUGUAGAUCGUAAAAAAACUGAUAAUUUAAAGAAAUAAUGUUCUAAAACAAUUUUUUUCUAUUUUUUUUAUUUAUCAUUAUACAUACUCAUAAGGUAUGUUAAGCAAUGGAGCUGCCUGAAUUUGACUGUGACGAUAAAUGCUAUUUCCCUAUUCAGUGUAAUUUUAUUACACCUGAGUCUGAAAAUUGCUGCCAAAAUCAAGUUCCUGAUUUAAAAUGGUUUAAAGUGGUUUAAAGUGGCUUUAAGACAGAAUCAAGACACUAGUGGACAGACUGAUAAAAAAAA